Gadus chalcogrammus (walleye pollock) is the source of this 2737-nucleotide messenger RNA. RefSeq names its product KIAA0319 ortholog. Gene Ontology annotation, cellular component: plasma membrane; cytoplasmic vesicle. The record is from RefSeq and is a predicted model, not a curated record. Lineage: Eukaryota; Metazoa; Chordata; Actinopteri; Gadiformes; Gadidae. Bases 65 to 2737 code for a protein of 890 amino acids. The transcript has 17 exons.
GUUAGCCUAGCCCAAGCUGUUCUCCUCGUCGUCACCGGAGGGCUGUUAGGGGGGAGUCGUUGCCAUGACACCGAGUGCUCUUCUUCUCUGGAUGCUCCUCCAGUCCGUGGGAGCCGCCGCAGCGCCCUCCCAGUGCCACCAGGGGGCGACCAUCCCGGAGGCGGUGCUGGCCCCGGCCCUGAGCAGCGGCAGCAGCGUCCUGCGGGUGCCGGGCGUGGCCUCUCUGGCCCGCUGCCGGGUCUCCUGCUGCGAGCGGCCCCGCUGCGACCUGGCCUGGCUCUUCCAGGGCCGCUGCUACAUCCUCAGCUGCCAGCAGGGGGGGGCGUGCCGGCCCCAGAACCGCCCCGGGGCCGACUCCUACCUGGCCUUCGUGCUGCGGGGGCCCGCCCAGACCCUGGUCCUGGGGCCCCUGGUGCGGGGGGAGCCGUACGGGAGCCGCUGGGGGCCGCCGUCGGAGGAGGAGGAGGAGGCGCCCGGGGACCUGGAGGCCCUCAGGGACCUGGCGGUGUUGGAGGGGGAGGAGGGGCCCCCGACCAGGGGCGGGGACUUGGAGCCGGGGGGGUUCUCCCAUUGGCCGGCGGCGGAGAUUGAGAACAGAGGGGAGGGGCCGGUGACUGUCAACGGCUCGGCGGGAGGGCCCCCGUCUCCCGGGGCCCUCAGGGGCCAACUCGGAGAGCAGAGUCCCACUUUCCAUCCAGCGGAGAGCAGAGGUCAUAUUUCCAUCUUCUCAGGAACCCAGCCCUCCCACUGCACCAGUCAUUCCGUCGCCUUGGAAACCAACCACUUACCCCACCCAAAAGAGCCAUAUAAGGACAUCGCUUCCCACCGAGGCCACGCCCCAGCUCUCUGUUACCACGGCUACAGCGACAACAACAGUUCAAGCCCGCUAUGGGAGCAACGCCCGUAUCAGAGAUGUAUUGCCAUGUCGUUUGGGGCCGUGCCCGGCUGUGUUUCAGCUGAGAGACUGAGACCCCAUGCUGUGGUGGACCCCCCCAGCCAGGUUCUGUCUCCCCCGGUCCAGGAGGUGGUCCUCAACGCCAGCCAGAGCCGAGGGGACGCCCUGCUCAGGUGUGGGUGGGAGCAGACCAGCGGACCCUCUGUGGACCUGGGGCGGUCAGCCGACACCUGGUCUCUUCACCUGGCCCACCUGGAGCCCGGGAACUACACCUUCAGAGGAACGGUGACGGACUCGGCGGGAUCCUCUGACUCCACCACCGCUACCGUCCUGGUCCUUCCCGCCGACCCCGGUCCACCCCCUGGGGUGACCCCCACUACAGCCCCGCCCUCGACCUCUGACCCCACCCUCACCCCACCUCCCAGACACGACGCUGACCCCACCGUGCCCUCUCCGACCCCCAUCCCUCCGCAGAUGAGAACCACUCCCACUGUGACGGUCCAGGUCCCGCUGUCCCCGACGGAGGAGCGGCGGUUGAACCUCGGCCCGACGGCGGUGGCGGGUCCGGACAGGAAGCUGGUUCUGCCCGUCAGCAGCGUCACUCUGGACGGCCGCGACAGCAGCGACGACCGCGCCGUGGUGCAGUACCACUGGGAGGCCACCAGCGGCCGCCCGGGUCUAAAGAUGGAGGGUGUUGACAGGGCGGUUGCUACGGCGACAGGCCUGCGGGUGGGGCGCUACACCUUCAGACUGACGGUGAGCGACCAGCAGGGGGCGACGGACAGCGCAGUGCUGACCGUCAGGGUGGAGGAAGCCAGGCUCCCCCCCCCCGUGGCCCACGCCAGCGGGAGCCACGCCCUGACCCUCCCCAACAGCUCCCUGGUCCUGAGGGGCUCGGUGACGGACGGGGACCAGAGCCAGGUCACCUUCCUCUGGGCCCGGGACUCCCAGAGCCCUGCAGCGGGGGACGUGCUUUACGGCUCUCAGACCCAGCCGUCGCUACACCUGUCCAACCUGGUAGAGGGGACCUACCUGUUCCAGCUCCGCGUGACCGACGCCCAGGGGCGGGGCAGCACCGCCACGGCAACCGUGGAGGUCCGCCCAGACCCGGCGGCGCGGGAGGAGGUGGACCUGGAGGUGCUGGUGGGCGUGUCCCAGGUGAGCGCGGCCCAGAGGGACACGGUGGUCCGACAGCUGGCCGCUCUGCUGCACGUCCUCGACAACAGCAUCCAGCUACGCAUCCUCCCAGGACACUCCCCCCUCAGCGCGGUGCUGCGUCUCUCGGUACGCGGUCCGGAGGGCUCGUUCUCCGGCUCCAGGCUGGCCCAGGUCCUCAGGAACCAGCUGCUCAGGGAGAAGACCGACUACCUGCUGUUCAGAGUCCUCCGAGUGGACACCGUCUACUGUUUGCUGCGGUGUUCUGGGCGGGGCCAGUGUGAUCCAAUCACCAAGGAGUGUGUCUGUGACCCCUUCUGGACAGAGAACCUCAUUCGCCGUUUCCUUGGCGACAAAGAGAGGAACUGUGAGUGGAGGAUGCUCUACGUGAUCCUGUCCAGCCUCCUGGCUCUGGUCCUGGUCCUGACCCUCAGCUGGUCUCUGGUCUGCUGCUGUAGGAGGAGGAAGAGGAGCAAGCCCAGGAAGAAAACCAAGUACACCAUCCUGGACGACAUGGACGACCAGGAGAGGCUGGAGCUGAGACCCAAGCACGGUCUAAAGCACCGCAGCACGGAGCACGCCUCCAGCCUGAUGAUGUCUGAGUCGGAGCUCGACAGCGAGCCGGACGCGCUCUUCAGCCGCGCCCCGGGGGGGCACGGCGCCCGCAACGGGAACGCCUUCGGGUAG